GACGUCCCGGCUGACCGGCGGCGUCUGGGCGGGGCGAGGCGCGGCGGAAUGGAGCGGCCCGGGACGCCCCGGUGGGGCGGCAGAGGCACCCAGCAGUAAGUGUGAGGUGAUACAGCCUGGCUUUCACUGUAGCCUGGCUCCCUGGCAUCUGAUGAUGAGUUUGACCCCCUCCAGGGGAUGCCUCCUGGACCUGCCCUGGGAAGACAUCUUGGUUCCACAUAUUCUCUGUCAUCUGCCACUGCAGCAGCUCCUGAGUCUGCAGAGGGUCAGCAAGUCAUUCCAGUCUCUCAUCCAGCUGUACCUGGCCAACAUGCGCUGCUUUGACUCAAGCCAGAUUGGACCUGCCAUCCCUCGAGCUGCUUUUGUUAACCUGCUGAAGGACAAUGAAGUACUGCAGCAGCUGGCACUCCAGAACUGCUCUGACUGGCUGACAGACAGGGAGCUGCUCCCGGUCAUCGGGCAGAAUCACCACCUGCACCAGAUCCAGCUGAAGGGCUGUGCCCAACUCAGCCGCCACGCGCUGGUGGCCAUCUCGCUGAGCUGCCCCAACUUGCGCCGGCUCUCCCUGGCCCACUGCGAGUGGGUGGACAGCCUGUCCCUGCGCAGCCUGGCUGACCACUGCAAGGCGCUGGAGGCUGUGGACCUGACAGCCUGUCGCCAGCUGAAGGAUGAGGCGAUCUGCUACCUGGUGCAGAAGUGCAGCAAGCUCAAGUCUCUGUCACUGGCUGUCAAUGCUAACGUGGGUGACGCGGCGGUUGAGGAGAUUGCCAAGUGCUGUCCUGAGCUGGAGCACCUGGACCUCACGGGAUGUCUGCGAGUCAAGAAUGACUCCAUCAGGGUCCUGGCUGAGUACUGUCCCAAACUGCGCUCACUGAAGGUGAAGCAUUGUCACAACGUGGCUGAGUCCAGCCUGAGCAUCCUCCGAAGCCGUGGGGUGGAGCUGGAUGUGGAGCCUCCACUGCAGAGGGCUCUUGUUCUCCUGCAGGACGUGGUUGGCUUCGCCCCUUUCAUCAACCUCCAGAUCUAGAACUGGUGCUGCUGGGGGGGGGGGGACUGAUGCAAUGCUGGGAUCCCGGGUGGAUGCCGGAACCGGCUGCUGUGGAGAGGUGCAGAGGGAGAGGCCUAUCCCCUUGCUGAGGUUGGCCUGAGUGGGGCUCACUCUUUCCUCAGUGGCUGCUAAACAGCCCCAGGGUGUUCAUGAGUGGGCUUCGUUGGUGCCUUCAGGGAAAGUAACUCCCUCUGCAGUGGCGUGGAGAGAGCAAGUGACUUGCAGGAACACCGUGGUGCUGAACAGGCCUUGGCCAGGCCAGCUAAUAGAUAGGAUUUAUUAUUUGUUGUAUUUUAAAUCUCUAAGCGGCAGCUGUCCAGAGAGCAGGAGGGUGUUUGAUGGGGACUGUCUCCUGGGAUGGGUGUGCAGGGCAUGCUAGCAGAGCUGUGGAAUGAAGCAGGCCAGCUGGUGCAUAAAGGAGGAAAGCCACCAGCCCUCCUUCUGGGAGAGGGCAGGCCCCUCUGGCUCCAGGAGGAGGACAGUGAGCCCAGCUCCAGCCUGCAGCCGCUGGUCAGCCUGGCACCAGAGGGCUGGCAGGGCCCCACUGCAGGCACUGUGUCUGUCCAGGCCUAGGGCACUGGUUUAGCCUGACACAAGGUGGGAGUUGUUUUCAGGGGGACCAGGCUCCUAACUAAAGUUUCAGUGACAGAAACAGGCCAAACUUAGCUGUGCUGUCACUGAAAGCAGUUGGUUGUUGCCAUUUGUUUCUUCCAGCUUAUAUCAUUUCAGUAGCUCCCAGGGCUGCUGCUGUAUCCUGCUCUGUGUCGUUAGGCUGGAGCUUUGGCACUCAACAGUGGUGAGAAAUGGCAGGAGCCCUGGCCAUGCUGUCAGCUGGAGUUUACGGUGUGCUGCCAGUCAUGUUGGCAUGGGGAGCCUAGCUCUAGUCUGGAGUUCAGUUUCAGUCCUUAUAUCUACUAGGUGAUUAAGCUAAUAGCAGCCACAUCUUGUGGCGAACACGAUGAAAGGAAUAAUUGUGGGAAGAGAGGAUGACCCUGCUCCUAUCUUUGGCUCCAGGAGGGAUUGGAGGCAAUGUCCUAAAAGCAUGUGCAUGCUCUGGCUGAACUACACACCAACUCACAUCAUCUUUAUUAACACUUGCACUCAAUUUAGAGCAACAGUACACACAGACUUGUAAAAAGCUUGCUGUAAAAGCACAAGCUACAUCUUAGAUCUAAAAAUGUCCCAUGCAAGAAAUAGCGGAGAAUGCCCAGGCCCCAGAGAGCCACUGUGGUGUGCCCCUGGGGGCAGAGGGACAGCUACACAAGGAGAGCAGGCUCCUCCUUGUCAACCAGGUUAGCCGAGGAAGCUGAAGCAGUAUGCUGGCUCCCAUGUUAGUUCCAGUUAGUGGCAGGUGGAGGAGUCCCCUCAUCCCUAGUGCCAGGUGUUUGUCCAGCUAUGCCUGGAUGGUGAGAUGAAGGCUGAAGAGCAGGAUGACCUGGCUGUCAGUGGAACUUGUAUUUUCUGGCUGGUUUGAGGCUGAUGUAGGUUCUUUUCAUCUCCUCACUCUCAGGCUUCUUGAUGUCUUUGUACCUCUCUCCCUUUGUACUCACCACCUGGUUAUCAAUAUAGCGUAUCAACUUCUUGGGAGCCUGGAGAGGAGAGGCAUAAACACCAAGUGAACAGGCAGCCACACUGAUAGGAAAAGGGAAGGGACAAGCUCUGGGGGGCAGGUGCAGAAAGACUGGGGUGGGCUGCUUUACCUAUUCUUUGUGUUGGUAAUCUUGGCAGAAACUGUGGAGGAAGCUGUCUGAUGGAGGGGAGCAGGAGCCAUGCUAGUCAAGAAUGGUAGGAACUGAGAGAUCCUGCAGCACCUUAGCUAAGCUAACCUUUCCUCCUUGCUGACUAGUGAGUCUUGUGAAUGGUCCUGCCUCUGGCCUGCCCUUUGCUUUUAGGACUUGUAAAACCUUGUAGUUUUAACUACAAGGUUAAACCUUGUAGCCAAAGGACAUUCAAGCUGCUGGUGAGCUGGGACUGCUUUUCUUACCUCUUUGGGUGGAGCUGGCCGAUGUGUUUUCUGGUCGUCUGCACUAUCCACCAUCAUGUAUCUGGAACACAAAAAGCAUUCAGAGAACCCUUAACAUGCAUUGCCUGGGGCUAUUCACAGCCUAUGCCCUUUCUUCCUGGCUGGUUUAUGGCUGUGCAAUGUGUCCUACUUGCCUAGACUGCAGCUAGGAGUACUUAACAUUCCCCUUUGGAUGAAAAGGGCAGUAAGUGUGUCAUCCUUCUGGUGAAAAUCCAGCAGGAUUCUCCUGGACUAGUAUCCUUGGCCGUAUCUGAAAAGUAUUGAAAACUCAGGCUGUUGAGAAUGCUAAUAGCCCAAGCAGAGCUGAGAGAGAUGCCAAGGUCUGGUGUGCUCUGCCAUUGACGAGCUUUGCUCCUUCUCAGCCUGAGUGGUGGCAGCCAAAGGAGAAAGAGGUGAGAUUACAGGACCAACCUGUCUGCUUGUGCCCUGAAGAGAUGGUGUUCCUUUCACAUUCCACUUGCUACCUGACUAUGAAACAGGUCUGUGCUGGAAACAACUUCAUAAUAGCAUCACCUCAUUCCCUGUGUGACCAAAACAUCAGGACCCAAGCAUUUGCUUGCUAUACUGCUGAGUUACUACUCUUGAGACUUUGGUGCUGGUUUGGUAGGUGGACAUCACAGCUGACCAUGACUUCUCCCUCUGUAGUUAGUCUAGUUGCUUCCGUGUAUCUUCAGCUAUGGUGAUCUGCUCUCCAUACCUGUAUUUGAGUGAUGUUAAAAGUACAGGAUGUUGCCAAAAUGUCAUUAAAGUGAAGUUCCCAGAAACAUAA
Molecule: messenger RNA, 3840 nt
Organism: Apus apus (common swift)
Lineage: Eukaryota; Metazoa; Chordata; Aves; Apodiformes; Apodidae
Gene: FBXL15
Product: F-box and leucine rich repeat protein 15
Exons: 4
Coding region: 152-1027 (291 amino acids)
Molecular function (GO): protein binding
Source: RefSeq, a predicted model, not a curated record